AUGAAGACGCGGAUAUUUUUGGCAGUGAUUUUGCUAUGUAUUUAUUAUGUAGGGGCCGAGAAAAGUUUCCGCGUCGUGUCUUUUAACACGUGGCAAAUGGGGCUGCACGUCGAGGAGGGUAUGGAAAAGCUCGCAAAGCAUAUUUUGGCGCUAGAACCGGAUAUUGUCUCCUUACAGGAAGUCCAAACCCCGGAAUCGGCUCAAAAUCUCACAAGCUUAUUGCCGGAGGGGUGGACGAUUAUCUAUGCGAAUAAACUGUAUCCAGAUGUGGCAUUAUUGACAAAGCACCGGAUAAUAGAGGAGUCCGUCGAAAAUACGACAGCCGGAAUUCACGCUCGAAUCGAGCUUCCCGACGGCCAACAAGUCAGCUUCUGGGCAUAUCAUGGAUUUUGGAGGGCCUACGGUCCCUACGCAGCUUUCAACCGCCUUGUGACUAAUUUGAGCCAGAUUCUGGACGGGGAGCACGUUCCACUAAAAAGCAAGAUUGGAAGAGCCGAAAACGUGAAAGAAAUCUUAAAAUCACGCUCAAUGGCGCAUGAUUUGAGCGUAUUGGAGCGCGUCCCGAUAAUCAUUGCUGGAGACUUCAACUCGCCCAGCCAUUUGGAUUGGACGAAUGAGACAAGUCAUUUACACGGUGAUUGGGUCGUCCCAUGGCCCUCGACUGAAAUUCUGAUGGAAAAUGGUUUUAUCGAUGCCUAUCGGGAAGAAUUUCCGGAUCCGAUUUCGCAUCCAGGGCUUACCUGGUCCACGGUUUGCAAAGAAAACGUGGAAUGGGAAUACGCGUUUCCGGAGCCGCAAGACAGACUUGAUUUUAUUUUCUAUCGCGGUCACGUGAAGCCGUUGCGGACGGAGCUGUACGCUGGGAACGAGCCACUCGAGAAGAUGCCGAAUCAUAAGAUGAACGAUUUCCCCUCUGACCACUAUGUGAUAUAUACAGACUUUGAGAUCUCACGGCUGUCGAAUGCUAUCGAAAAA
Messenger RNA from Mesorhabditis spiculigera, 975 nucleotides. Lineage: Eukaryota; Metazoa; Nematoda; Chromadorea; Rhabditida; Rhabditidae. The record is from the annotation of a GenBank genome assembly.